Nycticebus coucang (slow loris) is the source of this 961-nucleotide messenger RNA. It is a transcript of the gene PFN1, whose product is annotated as profilin 1. The transcript is spliced from 3 exons. The record is from RefSeq and is a predicted model, not a curated record. Gene Ontology annotation, molecular function: actin binding. Gene Ontology annotation, biological process: regulation of actin filament polymerization; positive regulation of actin filament bundle assembly; actin cytoskeleton organization. The coding region runs from base 293 to 715 and encodes 140 amino acids. Lineage: Eukaryota; Metazoa; Chordata; Mammalia; Primates; Lorisidae. Gene Ontology annotation, cellular component: cytoplasm.
GGAGGGAUUUUUAAAAUUGCAUUUGCGAAGUUCGGUGUCUGGGCAGGCGGUGGGGAGGGAGGGAAUGGGGAGCAGGCCCCGCCCCUACCGCCCUUUGCAAAUAAAAAUCUGGGGGGGGGGGGAGGAGCAGGAAGUGGCGGUGCGAGGGCUGCUGCACAGCUAGCAGAACCGCGGUCCGGACGGCAGCGCGUGCCCCGAGCUCUCUGCCUCCCCCCGCCCGCCAGUCCGAGGCAGCCUGAGCCCAGCCCACGGCCCCAGCAGCAGCGCCGAGAGCAGCCCCAGUAGCAGCGCCAUGGCCGGGUGGAACGCCUACAUCGACAACCUCAUGGCGGACGGGACCUGUCAGGACGCAGCCAUCGUGGGCUACAAGGACUCGCCCUCCGUCUGGGCCGCCGUCCCCGGAAAAACCUUCGUCAACAUCACGCCAGCUGAGGUUGGUGUUCUGGUUGGCAAAGACCGGUCAAGUUUUUUUGUGAAUGGGCUGACACUUGGGGGCCAGAAAUGUUCUGUGAUCCGAGACUCGCUGCUGCAGGAUGGGGAAUUUACCAUGGAUCUUCGUACCAAGAGCACCGGUGGAGCCCCCACUUUCAACGUCACUGUCACCAUGACUGCCAAGACGCUAGUCCUGCUGAUGGGCAAAGAAGGUGUCCAUGGUGGUUUGAUCAACAAGAAAUGUUAUGAAAUGGCCUCCCACCUGCGGCGUUCCCAGUACUGACCUCAUCUGUCCCUUUUCCCCACCAUUCCCCACCGCUUUUGCACCCCUCUCCUUCCCAUACACACAUACACCAUUUUUAUUUUUGGGGCCAUUACCCCACACCCCUUAUUGCUGCCAAAACCACAUGGGCUGGGGGCCAGGACUGGAUGCACAGACACCUCCCCCUACCCAUACCCCUCCUGCGUGUGGUUGGAAAACUUUUUUGUUUUUUGGGGUUUUUUUUCUGAAUAAAAAAGAUUCUACUAA